This is a messenger RNA of Siniperca chuatsi (mandarin fish), 9415 nucleotides long. It is a transcript of the gene nav1b, whose product is annotated as neuron navigator 1b. Gene Ontology annotation, cellular component: axon initial segment; microtubule cytoskeleton. Gene Ontology annotation, biological process: microtubule bundle formation; neurogenesis; neuron migration. Gene Ontology annotation, molecular function: ATP hydrolysis activity. NCBI's taxonomy places the organism in Eukaryota, Metazoa, Chordata, Actinopteri, Centrarchiformes, Sinipercidae. The record is from RefSeq and is a predicted model, not a curated record. Bases 252 to 6038 code for a protein of 1928 amino acids. The transcript is spliced from 33 exons.
GCAAGAUAAGAGGCAGGGACAGGGCUGGGCUGUAGUCCAUCCAUCAGUGUACGGAGGAGUGGUGAUUGCAUAUUGGAGUCUCAUGGAGGAAUUCAGCACAGUCCCUUUUUUCAUUUGACCUGACUUGAAGCCAGGACUCCUCCCCUGGUAAUGGGCUCCCUUUUGGCAGCAUUUUUCACAGUAGCUUUGCCAAGUUGUUAGGUGAGGAGGAAGAGCUGGAGGUGAUCUCAGCCCAGUGACUCUCACCAAACAUGAGCGGUGGAGUUAAUAUCAAAGUCAUAUCUCAGAGUCAGAGUGACACAGGUGUCAGCUUGAGUCUGCCUUUACCUCGAAGCAUGAUGCCUCUCUCCAAGAUGGAUCCCAAGCAUCAAUACGGUGGCCUCCCCAAUCCCACUGUGCAGUAUCAGCACACCGCCAAAAGACAGCCUACGUAUUCUUCAUCUUCUGUUUCUCCAGGUCCUGCAGAGCUGCUGAGAGGUACAGCUUUAAAGAACCACCUUCUGCAACAAAAACCUGGCAUGUAUUCUCAUAGAGGCCCAGCAGCUACAGAGCGAACCGAUGGAACGUGCUCGGCGUACAGCAGCCCUCAGAUACCAAAGAGAGAAGUCCCACGCUCUAAAGAUACACUGGACCUCCGCACAAGCACACUGACCCAGAAGGCUUUUCAAGAGCUCCAGUUAAGACAAAACACCAACAAAAACUGGACCUUUGGAAAAUAUCGACUGAGGAAUGUGGACAAUGCAGCUGAGGAUGACGCCUUGUGUCGGCUCUCUGCUAAUGUCCAGUCAGGCCACGGAAGAGGCCGCCUGCUUUAUACUAAAGGUGCAAAUGGAAAUGAGAUAUCAGGGGUGUCUUCAGCUAGAAUGGGCAACAUCCAAAAAGAGGUGAGGAACAUCUCCAACCUGCGAGCUUCCGAAGGAGAGGUGUCCAGGAACAAAUCAAAGUCUUCUUAUCACACAUUCAACAUGCCACGCAGAGGGAGUGAGCCAGGAAAAGUCAACAUGGCUGCUGUUGCUCCCUUCAGGUUCAGGUUUCAGGUCCAUGAGGACACAGAUGCCUCCCUUGAUGAUCUUAGUGACUGUUCCUCUGACUCCAUGGAGGUCUGCUGUGACGAUCUAGACCCUGAAUCCCAGAGGAAGCGGACCGUGCAGAAUGUCCUUGACCUCCGCCAGAAUUUGGAGGAUACAAUGUCGAGUCUGCGGGGCUCCCAGCUUAGUCAUAGCUGUGUGGACAGCAGUAAUGUGGGCUAUGACAGUGAUGAGACCAACGCUCGCAGCAUAUCUAGUCUGUCCAACCGCUCAUCACCUCUCUCCUGGCGCCAUGGCCAGUCCAGCCCUCGUCUUCAAGCCGGCGACGCCCCGUCCUCCACUGGUGGAGGAUACCAGGGGAGUAAGACUGGCUCCCAGUACACGGCACAUACGAUGCCAGCUCGCUGCUCCAGCCGCCUCAGCAGCACGUCUCGCAUUGAGCUCAUCGAAGGGUUGGACAUCGAUGACACUGACCUCAAGUCUGGUUACCUGAGUGACAGUGACCUUCUAGGAAAGAGCCUGCCAGAUGAUGACGACGACAACCUGGCGAAUGGUUGGGAUGAGAGCAGCUCCAUCAGCAGUGGGCUCAGCGACGGUGAUGGCGAUGGCUCAGAGAACCUCAGUUCAGAGGAGUUCAACGCCAGCUCCUCCCUUAACUCCCUCCCAAGCACACCCCUGGGAUCCAGACGCAACUCUUCUGUUAUGCUCCGCACUGAUGCAGAGAAGCGCUCCCUAGUGGAAAGUGGACUUUCUUGGUACAGCGAGGAUGGCAAAGCCAGCCACAAGCUCAAUAGUUGCAGCUAUGACACAGGGAGUCUCAAGACAGAGGCCCCAAGCAAGUGGAGAAAGAAGCCUCCAAGUCUCAGUGAAGAUUCAGCGGGUAAAGGAGAACUGAGGAAGCCUCAAAGUUUGGGUCAACCAGGAAGUUUCAAGAAGGGUCGUAAUCCUCCUAUAGGCGUGACCUCCCCCAUCACCCAUACCUCUCAGAGCACGUUGAAAGUUGCAGCACCUAAAAGUGAGAAGCCGCUGGAUAAAUCCAAGAUUUCCAUCAAAACUGCUGGUCUACAAAGGUCUCGUUCAGAUGCUGGCAGGGAUCAUCAUGGAGAGCACCGCAAGCCCCCGUCAGGUUUGGUUAAACCCACUGCUGGAGCCUCCUUUGGCUACAAGAAACCACCAAUAGCCACCGGUACCGCCACUGUUAUGACAGCAGGGGGCGCCACCAUCUCCAGUGGCUCUGCUACUGUGGGGAAAACCCCCAAGUCAUCUGGCAUUCCUGUGAAGCCUGUGGGAGGAGGAACACCCAUGGGUCGAAAGAACAGUUUUGAUGCCAGCAGUGAGCAGAGCUUCCUGGGGCCAAACGCCCGAAACAGCAUUCAGUACCGCAGCCUGCCUCGACCGGCCAAAUCGAGCACGCUCAGUGUGAUUGGUCGCCCUGCACCUCGGCCUGUCAGCGGUACCAUUGACCCCAGUCUGUUGAGUUUGAAACCUGUGCCCUUGGCCUCCACAGGCCCCAGGGUUAAAGAGCCUAGUAGCUGCAGCAGUAAAAUGGCUAGUCGAACGAGCACAGGCCCGGUGAACCAGACAGACCGAGAGAAGGAGAAGGAGAGAGCUAAAGCCAAGGCUGUGGGUGCUGACAUAGACUGUGGUUCUCUGAAAGGACAGGAGAUUCAGUCCACAGGAGAGUCUGCUGUGAAACUGCACGGCCUGAGACGGACCAGCAGUAGCAAAUACCCUGAACUGUCAUCACCCACCACACCAAGGAUGCUGAACACUAAGUCUCUGGGUCGUCCACCCAGCUUGGCUCACCUGGACAAGGUCAACUCCAACAGUCUUGACUCCUGUGUGACCAUUCAGGACCUCCCGCCCAAAGUCCCCCCAUAUUCCAAGUUGCAGGAUUUAGCUGGUUCCCACACCUCCGCCCGUCUCACCCCCAGCCCAGCGCCUGUGCUCCACAUCGAUUCCCCCGGCUCCUACACCGGUGAAAGCCUGAGUCUGAGCGGAUCGCCGCUGCUCUACCCGAAGCUGUCUGGCAUGCACCGCAGCAUGGAGUCCCUGCCCCUCCAGAUGAGUGUGCCUUCCAGUGCGAGGUUUGUCAAAACUGAGAUGCAUGACAAGGAAGAGAGGGGUACAGGAACCUGGGGGGCUGGAAGCAGGACAUCCCUCAACCUCACAGACAGCUUGCAAACAGACAGAAAUACCUUUCCGAAGAAAGGCUUAGAACGCUAUGGCUCAAGCCUGUCAGAGAGUGAAGGAAGCAAACCGGGAAGGCGCCACUCCCACACCAUAGUCAGCAUGACAGAGAGCGAUAGCCCCCCUCAGCUGCCUUCUCCCACCCGCCCUCUCCACCCCUCCUCCAGCAAGGCUCCUCUCACCAACGUGGUUGCCCCAAUUUCUAGUGGCACACCGGGGAUUUCGCGCUCCAACAGCAUAGGCCCCCCCAGUGAGUCAGCCUGCGAUCUCUAUGGAUCCUCCCCUCUGGGCAGCAGUAUGUCCCUGGCUGACCGGCCAAAAAGCAUGAUGCGGUGUGGGUCUUUCCGUGAACCAGGCGAUGAUGUGCAUGGCUCUGUACUCUCUUUGGCAUCCAAUGCUUCAUCCAACUAUUCCUCGAAUGAGGAGAGGAUACAAGGAGAGCAAAUCCGCAAGUUGAGGCGAGAGCUGGAAUCCUCCCAGGAAAAGGUUGCUGACUUGACCAUGCAGCUUUCUGCCAAUCAGCUAGGCCAGGCUAAUCUGGUAGCAGCAUUUGAGCAGAGUCUGGCGCUGAUGACAGCACGCCUGCAGACCCUGUCAGUCUCUUCGGAGCAAAAGGACUCUGAGCUCACUGACCUGAAGGAUACCAUCGAGAUUCUGAAGGUCAAAAAUACGGAGGCCCAAGAAAUCAUUCACGGGGCUCUCAGUAAUCCAGACAUCACACCUAAAGAACUGCUGAUCAAUCGCCAGAACUCCUCAGAAAGCAUCUCCAGCCUCACUAGCACCACCAGCCACUCGAGUAUGGGUAGUCUUAAAGAGCAAGAGGCCAAGAAAAAGAAGAAGAAGAGCUGGGUCUUUGAGUUACGCAGCUCCUUCAACAAGGCCUUUAGUAAGAAGGGCUCCAAGCCGUCAGGGCCGUAUGCCGACAUUGAGGAAAUUGCCACCCCAGAAUCCUCUGCUCCUUCCUCCCCCAAAGUCCACCAUGAUGGCGAUAACCCUCCAUUGUCAAUUAAAUCCUCAACCUCUGCAUCAUCAUCAGGACUCUGUGAAGGAGGUGAGGUGGCAGAUGAUAAGGUUGUAACAGAACUGCGUACAGAGCUGUGGGAGAAGGAACGUAAACUGACAGACAUCCGCCUGGAGGCUCUGAGCUCUGCCCAUCACCUGGAGCAGCUGCAGGAGGCCAUGACCAACAUGCAGAGGACAGUGGAGAACCUGAAGGCUGAGAACGACCAACUGAAGACAGGUGGUCUGUCCCCCUGUCCUUCUCCUGGACCCUCCAGCUCUGUCUCCCAGUCCUCGGGUCUCACUGCUCUGGGAAGUUCAUCACCUCGACAGUCAGUAGCCAUGCACAUGCCCAAAAGCUACAGCAGAGGGCUGAGUGAGGGGAGCAGCUCAGCAGACGUCCACUCUGCAGAUUCUCUCAGUCUUUCCUCGCAGAGAGAUGAUCACCGUGUUAGGGUGGUGAUUUGUGUUGCAGAUUUACAUGUCUUCAAAGAUGAGGUCAAACAGCAGGAUUUCUUCGUCGGCACUGUCAGGGUGAAUGGCAGGAUGGACUGGCCCAUGCUGGAUUCAGCUGUAAGCCAGGCUUUCAAGGUGUAUAUAGCCAAGGUGGACCCCACUUCCAGUCUGGGCCUGUCUACAGACUCCAUCUACAGCUACAGUAUGGGCCACCUUAAGAGAGUGCUGGGAGGAGAAGCUCCAGAGACACAGCCCUCUCGCUGCAUGUCCAGGGGCCCCAGUGGCAUCACAGUGGCUCUGAAAGGUUUGAAGGAGAAAUGUGUGGACAACCUGGUAUUCGAAACCCUCAUUCCUAAACCCAUGAUGCAACAUUACAUCAGUCUGCUACUCAAACACCGUCGCCUCAUCCUGUCUGGACCAAGCGGGACGGGUAAGAGCUACCUCGCUUCCCGGCUGGCUGAGUACCUGGUGGACCGGAGCGCCCGUGAAGUCACCGAGGGCAUCGUGGUCACUUUCAACAUGCACCGCCAGUCAUGCAAGGAUCUGCAGCUUUAUCUUUCCAACCUGGCCAAUCAAAUCGAUCGAGAAACCAGCACCUCGGAAAUACCGCUCGUAGUUAUUCUGGAUGAUAUUCAUGACCCUGCUUCCAUCAGUGAACUUGUCAAUGGUGCUCUCACCUGCAAAUAUCACAAAUGUCCAUACAUUAUUGGAACAAGCAAUCAGCCAGUAAAGAUGAUAGCAAACCACGGCCUCCAUCUCAGCUUCAGGAUGGUGACCUUCUCCAACAAUGUGGAGCCAGCUAACGGCUUCCUGGUGCGCUACUUGCACAGGAAGCUGAUGGAGUCAGAGGAUGAGAGAAGCUUGACCAAUGAGGACCUGAUCAGGGUUUUAGAUUGGGUGCCCAAACUGUGGUAUCAUCUGCACACCUUCCUGGAGAAGCACAGCACGUCGGACUUCCUCAUUGGCCCCUGCUUUUUCCUGUCCUGUCCAGUCACGGUGGAUGAGUUUCGAUCGUGGUUUAUUGACCUUUGGAACCACUCUAUUAUUCCUUACCUGCAAGAGGGGGCCAAGGACGGCAUUAAGGUCCAUGGACAGAAGGCGGUAUGGGAGGACCCAGUGGAGUGGGUGAGGGGCACCCUGCCUUGGCCGUCUGCCCAGCAGGACCAGGCAAAGCUGUUCCACCUGCCUCCCCCCAGCAUCGGCUCCAGCAGCCCUGGUCAAUCCUGCGAGGAGAGGCCUCACAAGGAGACUCCACCCAGCUCCAUGGAAUCUGAUCCACUGAUGGCAAUGCUUUUGAAACUCCAAGAGGCUGCCAAUUACAUUGAAUCCCCAGACAAAGAAGACCCUAGCCUGCCUAAACUUUGAACACGAAGCUUACACUUAGCACUUCAAAUUUUAUUUUUUUGUCCACUGUAAUGAUGCAGUGCACAUUCAGGAACAAGUGAACCCUCAGAAAUGGUUAUAGGGUGAUUUAAACUGUCAUUCCCGCAGUAGGUUAAAAGUGUAACUCAUCUUAAUACAUACAGUAUUUUCGAGGACUGUUCAUAAGUAUUUGAUGAAAAGCUAUAUUGUAUAACUUUACUAUAUAUUUGACUAGAUGACAUUCACUUCAGUUCACAUCCCUUUACCGCCAUGUUAGCCGUCAGUACUCUUAGAUCGGUGCUACUAGAUCAUUAUGAAACUUAUUGUUUCAGCACUUAGACUUCAGGUGAUUUCUGCAACAGCACACUCCAUCCUAUUUUGUGCUCAAGUGCAUCAUGGGAUAUGGAGUGCUUGUCAACAACAGGAGCCAUUCUCAAUUAUGGUGACUCAUUUUGGAAAAGAGUAUGACAGCAUGACAGAUGCUACUGUUUAUCGCAAAGUUCUUUGGUACAUAUCUACUGUAUAAGUCUUUGAAGGCCAAAUCUUAUACAUAUGCAAUCGCGAACUUUACAACCCAAGCAGGUAAAACAAGUACAAUGCCUUAAGAACAAAGACGUCAAUGUCACCUCAACUUCAGUAGAGUAUACUGGUGCUUUCAUCAAUAUCAUUCCUGCUAAGACGGACAGAAAUCUGUUAUUUCUUCAACUCGCUACAUUAUUUAUUUCAAUUAAUCUUUUUUUUUUUUACAAAAUGAAAUGAUAAAAUAUUCUAGGAUAAAUUAUCAGUAUACAUUUUCACAUAUUUUUACAUCUUCUUUAUCAUUUUUAUGGCUUAUAAGUUGAAAAUUUAAACUUGCUGUCAUACUCUUUUGCAUAAAAAGUUAUUUAUUAGUGAUGUGAGUUCAUCACUUUGUUGCUGCACAGUACCAUAUUUUCCAAGCACUUAAUUUAGUUUUAUGAACUGCUUUAUGUAAAACAAGCAGUGUCACCAAUAUUGCCAUAUAUAUCAGGUAUUAGAUACACAGGGGUAAUAUAACAUAAACGCCCUCUGAUUAAACAGAUUGAGCAAAUGCUAUUUGAAUCCAGAUUUCGAUUGUGAAUUCAGAUUUUUUUCUAUAACAUUUAUCUAGGAAAGUGUACAUUUGUUUCAAAUCUUUCCCCACAUAUUCCGAAUACUUACUGUAUAUAUUAUGUACAUACAAUCAGGCUACAUUGCAGUUAUUUUAUCUAUAUUAGUUGGUGCAAAUAUCUAAUAUACUGAACCAAAUACUGUACUUUUAAUCAUGCAUAUUGACUGUCAAGUUAGGGGUUUAAGUUCAGCUAUGAAUGUAUAGAAAACACUUAUAAAACAAACAUUUAACAGUAUCAAUCAUCUAUUAGGUGCUUUUAAAGGAAGCCUUAUCACAGAGCUCCACUGCAAAACACUUUUGACAAUGGCUGAGUAGAAUGACUUUAAAGCUACCUAUGCCCAUUUUAUUUGCAAGAGUUCAUGCUCUUUACAAACAUAAUAAAAAAUCGUAAUGUCACUCAUGCUUAUUAUCAUCAUUUAGGUAUGUAUGGUGCUCUUUAACAAUGUCCCGAACUGUUGUAGUGUUGAAUAAAGAUCUUGUAGACUUUCAGGGUAGGUUAGAGUUUUGUGUCAAAUGCUAAAGAAAUGUGAAAUAGAUCUGGGAGAUCAUUUCUGCUAUUUUUAGGAUUAGUGUUGUUGAAGAAGUGUUGAAGACAUUACGUAAAAACAGUGAAGUCUGGUGUACACCCAUGUCGAUGUCGUAUGGUAUUCAUAUUUGAGAACAUUUUGGGUACACGACACAGUAACAAACUGAUUAUGGAGAGUAUUUGAUCCAUGACAAGAGUAAAAAGCAAAAGACACUUUUUAAGGUACUUUGUGUAGGUUUUUGUAAAGAAGCCCUAAUGGAGUAAAUGACAGACAAAGCACGGUUGUGCAAGUGGUGCCGAAAUAAUUCACCUGUUCAUCCCAAGCUGUGUCAUUGUUCAGGUGCUCAGACUAAACUUCACAUGUACAUAAAGCUUGUAAAUGAAUGUCAGACCACUUUUAUGACAGCUUCAUAAGAAAGUUUAACAUUUAAAAUAGUGUCUGAGCUGCUUAUUGCUUCGUUAUUGCACUGUUUGCAUAAGGCUGAUAACAAAACUUCAAGCUAAUCCGCAGCUCUGAUUGGUCACCUGUAAACUAAAAAAUGAAUGAGUUAAAGACAUUAAAGAGCAAAAAGAUGCCAAAUGGCCAGUGACUCUCACACUGGUCAUAUGCUAAAUGAGAAUAAUUUCAGUUAUUGUAAAUAUUUCAGGUAUUAGGAUUAUUACCAACCCCACCCUGGUCUGUUUCUGCAGGUCAACAAAAGCCAUUAGCUCGAGCUUCUCAUCUCAUUCACUGGUUGUUGUGUUGCUCUGUAGUAGCUGUGAUUUGUGUUUGCUUACUAGUGUAUCAGGACUAUGCAGCAACUUCUACUGGUGUUGGCAAUCAGCAAACGUCUGAACUUCACGAGCAAAUGCAGUGUGUUUUCAUCUGGUCUGUCUUUAAGUUCUUAAUUUGGACCAAAUUACAUCACAAGAUAAAAGUGGAGGCUUGUUUUAGCAGGUGAAACUGAGCCUUAAAGAGAGGAGGAUUAGUUUGGCGUUGCAUUGAGAACAGGGUUCAUAGAUGUAGUUAAAGAAAUUAAGCUGUUUGGAAGCUGUUUCAUGUGUUUUGUCCUUAUGAAUGGCAACAAAAGUAUCAUAACUGGACUCAAAGGAUGAUAAACAAAAAAGGAAAAGAUUAAAAAUCAAAUUAUGAGACUGAAAUAGUUGGCAAGAAUAAGCACUUCACUGUUUGCAUAGUUGAUUAUAGAAGUAGAAUCAUACAAGAUAAAGAGAUCAAUCUGAUAUCUUAGGCCAAUACAGGUUGCUGAAUAGUCAUAUUUUUGCAAAGCUUGUUGUGGACUAAACUAAGAUUUAAAAAAUAAUGUAAUGCAGUAUCUAAUGUCACUGACGUGCAAAUGUUAAGGGUUUCUAAGUGUUGUAAAUGCAUGUAAACUUGCUGUGUGAUGAGAAAAACGUUAACAUUAAUGUAUUGUUUAGGAAACUCAUUCUAGAUAAUGUUUUUCCCUUUUUAAUACUCAGAUAUUUGCUAUUUCUUUUUUUUCUAAAGAAUCCUUUGUAAAACUUCAUUUCUCUAUUUUGUACAGGACAUCAUUGUAAAGAUUGUAAAUAGGUCAGCAUUCUGGAUGCGGCAACAAUCAUUUAGGAGAGUUAAAAAAAAGAAAUCAUCCUUGAGAGAAAGGUAUAUUUCUUCAGAGUUGGGUCCAAUACAUGGAUAAGGCAUGUUUCUGAAGGCUUUCAUCCACCUAUCACUGGUUGUUGGAAUCAAUAAAAUACAUGUUAUAUUUA